Molecule: messenger RNA, 243 nt
Organism: Nestor notabilis (Kea)
Lineage: Eukaryota; Metazoa; Chordata; Aves; Psittaciformes; Psittacidae
Gene: CLPS
Product: colipase, pancreatic
Exons: 3
Coding region: 1-243 (80 amino acids)
Biological process (GO): digestion; lipid catabolic process
Cellular component (GO): extracellular region
Molecular function (GO): enzyme activator activity
Source: RefSeq, a predicted model, not a curated record
AUGGCCAACAUGCUGUACCCCUGCGUGCUCCUGGCCAUGCUGCUCCUGGCCGAGGCCGUGCCCAUGGAACAGGAGCGAGGGCUCAUCUUCAACUUGGAUGCCGGGGAGCUGUGUCUCCUCUACGGGGUGUACUACAAGUGUCCCUGUGAGAGCGGCUUGAUCUGUGACGCCGAUAAGUCCAUUGUGGGUGCCAUCACCAACACUGAAUUUGGCAUCUGCGGAGACCCAGCGGAAGCCAAGUAG